AUGACUGAAAUGCAGAGCAGUUUGUUAGUAAUCCACCCUGCGAUGACAGUGACGCCAGAAAAAGUGGCAAGCGUGAAGAAGAGCGCUCUCUUUUCGAACUCUGGGGUAGUAGACCAGUUUUUGAUCAACAAGUUAAACGAUUCAAGUGUGGUCUUGGAAGAUGGGAAGUACGAUCUGGUAUACUAUCUGACUCCGGAGAUACCCAGCCAAAUUCAGUUUCCUACCACACUGAUUCCAGUUCUUGCAAAAAGCUUGCAAGCUGGAGGAAGGCUGUAUGGAUUGAGCGAUAGUCUGAAGAUUGAUGCCCUGAUAAAUGGGCUGGAGAUUGUAGAUGCCAGGGAUGAUUACCAUUGGGUGAAGAAGGCGGGUUUUCAAGAUGUUGUGGCCGCACCAGUAGCGCUCAAAACAAAAGCGUCGUCAGGCGCAUCCAGCAUACAGGGUACUCAGAAAAUGCUCCCAACAUUCAAGAAGGCUAGUAGCUCGGUCACUAAAGCCCUUCCAACUUUCAAGAGAGCGGACUCUCCCUCUGUUAAUCAACUUGCAGAAGAUUUGGACAAUCUUGACGACGCUGAGGAAGGUGACGAUUCCGACGAGCUUACCGCAGCGAAAUCCAAGUUUUUUGAUGAUGUUGAGGGUCUGGACUCGGCCGAGUCCAUUGAUGAGGAAGAUCUGAUCGAUGAAGCCGAGCAAAACCUCAUCACCGUUGUGACCUGUGGUAAGACCAAAAACAGAAGACGUAAAGCAUGCAAGGACUGCACCUGUGGGAUGAAAGAACAAGAGGAGCAAAUGCUAGACGCAGCGAGGACGGUACAAGACCAAGUGCUCGGUAAAAAGGUCGAAUUUGACGAACAAGAACUGUCAGAGAUCGAUUUCACCAUUCAAGGCAAGAAAGUUGGCGGAUGUGGCUCAUGCUCGUUGGGCGAUGCUUUUAGAUGCUCUGGGUGUCCCUACCUCGGAUUGCCAGCAUUCAAGCCUGGCCAGCCCAUCAGCUUGACCAGCAUAGACGACGACUUGUAG
Molecule: messenger RNA, 1017 nt
Organism: Lachancea dasiensis
Lineage: Eukaryota; Fungi; Ascomycota; Saccharomycetes; Saccharomycetales; Saccharomycetaceae
Source: the annotation of a GenBank genome assembly